Molecule: messenger RNA, 4492 nt
Organism: Candoia aspera
Lineage: Eukaryota; Metazoa; Chordata; Lepidosauria; Squamata; Candoiidae
Gene: TMCC2
Product: transmembrane and coiled-coil domain family 2
Exons: 6
Coding region: 169-2247 (692 amino acids)
Biological process (GO): amyloid precursor protein metabolic process
Cellular component (GO): endomembrane system
Source: RefSeq, a predicted model, not a curated record
UCGCAUGCGUGGGGGAAGUAAGUAAGCAACGACUGACCGUCGCGUUAAAAGAAAAGAGGAAGAGAUGCCCUCAUCAGAAGAGAAUUUCCAAUCAUGCUGGACGCUCAGAUCAAGAUCGCUCUUUCGCUUUCCUAAGCACAAGAACCAGAGGCUGACGUCUCACCCAGCAUGAAGAGGUGCAAAUCAGAUGAGCUGCAGCAGUUAGAUGGAGACUCUGCUGGGACAGAAGAUGCCCUCCUGCUGCCUACCAUGGAUGCCAAGCUUGGGGAUUCAGCUGCUGCUCUGGAGGAUUUGGGUGUCUCCAAUCCAAACCCAGCUCCCCAUUCUGUUACCCGGAGCAAACCUCCUGAUUUAAAGAAGAUACAACAGCUGUCUGAGGGUUCUAUGUUUGGUCAUGGACUCAAACAUCUUUUCCAUAGUCGCAGACGAUCCCGAGAACGGGAGCAUCAGAAUUCCCAGGAGUCAUCCCAGCAACACCAUGGCAUGUCUGAUCAUGACUCCCCUGAUGAAAAAGAACGCUCUCCCGAGAUGCACCGUGUCUCCUAUGCUGUGUCUCUCCAUGAUCUCCCAGCUCGACCCACUGCCUUCAACAGGGUGUUGCAGCAGAUCCGCUCCCGUCCUUCCAUCAAGAGAGGAACCAGUUUGCACAGUGGCAGUCGCCGAGCCAAGAGUAGCUCUUUAGAACCACAGAAAAGCAGUCCACACCUUGUGCGCAGGGCCCCCCAGGACAGCAGCCUGACAGCAAUCCUGCAUCAACAUCAAGGCCGGCCAAGAUCCUCAUCUACUACAGACGCUGCUAUCUUAAUGGCUGAAAGUGGGAAUGUUUACCUUCUGACAGAAGAGUCAGAAUGCCUCAGUGACAAGUUGGACAAGGGGGAUGUGAGCCAACUCAGCCUGCCUCCCAAUACAAGCCACAGUGAUGCUGAAAGCAACAUCUGUCUUGAUGUUCCAGAUGGCAAUCCAGACCCACAGAGGACAAAAGCUGCCAUUGAUCACCUGCACCAGAAGAUUCUUAAGAUCACUGAGCAAAUAAAGAUUGAGCAGGAGGCUCGAGAUGACAAUGUGGCUGAAUACCUGAAGCUUGCUAACAAUGCUGAUAAGCAGCAAGCCUCUCGUAUCAAGCAGGUCUUUGAGAAGAAGAACCAGAAGUCAGCCCAGACCAUUGCCCAGCUGCAUAAGAAGCUUGAGCAUUACCACAAAAAACUAAAGGAGAUUGAACAAAAUGGGCCCUCACGUCAGCCCAAAGAUGUCUUCCGGGACAUGCAUCAGGGCCUCAAGGAUGUAGGAGCCAAUGUUCGCUCCAGCAUUAGUGGUUUUGGCGGUGGUGUGGUAGAAGGAGUAAAGGGUGGGUUGUCAGGCCUUUCUCAAGCAACACAUACAGCUGUGGUUUCCAAGCCCCGUGAGUUUGCAAGUUUAAUACGCAACAAAUUUGGCAGUGCAGACAACAUUGCCCACUUAAAGGACACUUUGGACGAUGGGCACCCGGAAGAGGCCUCCCGGACUCUAAGUGGCAGUGCUACCCUUGUGUCUAGUCCCAAAUAUGGAAGUGAUGAUGAGUGCUCUAGUGCCACUUCUGGCUCAGCAGCUGGUAGCAAUUCUGGGGCUGGUCCUGGGGGCUUGGGCAGUCCCAAAUCUAACACCUUGGACAGUCAUCAUUAUAACUUUGACACCAUUGUAGAAGAACUGAGAGAUAUUAAAGACAUUCAGUCCCAUCUUGAGGACUCUAUGGAAGAACUCAAGGCUCAGCUGCAACGAGACUAUACAUACAUGACUCAGUGCUUGCAGGAGGAACGAUACAGAUAUGAACGCUUGGAAGAGCAGCUUAAUGACCUGACUGAGCUUCAUCAGAAUGAGAUGACCAAUCUGAAGCAGGAGCUGGCCAGCAUGGAAGAAAAGGUGGCUUACCAGUCCUACGAAAGGGCCAGGGACAUUCAGGAAGCUGUGGAAUCCUGCCUGACUCGGGUCACCAAGCUAGAGUUGCAGCAGCAGCAGCAGCAAGUGGUGCAGCUGGAGGGAGUGGAAAAUGCCAAUGCCCGUGCUCUACUGGGCAAAUUCAUCAAUGUGAUCUUGGCCUUAAUGGCCGUGCUGCUGGUCUUUGUCUCCACCAUUGCUAGUUUCAUCACUCCAUUGGUGAAGACCCGCAUGCGUCUCCUGAGCACUAUCUUACUAGUGCUUUUUGUCUUCCUCCUCUGGAAGCACUGGGAUUCCAUCACUUACCUCCUGGAACAUGUGCUGCUUCCUAGCUGAUUUCCUUGGUAGCCAGAUGCUGCGGCUAGAGGGAGUUUGUUUUUCUUGUAGAACGGAAGUAAACCUGAGGAGACUUCCAGUUUGGUUUUAUGUCCAUUUGGAGUGUGCAGUCCUCACAGCUUCCUCUUCAGAGCCUUUUGUUGUUGUUGUUGUGCCCAACAUUGCCUCAGCAGUAGGGAGAGUAAUUACAGUGGGGCUUAUGAAAGGCUUUGUCAUGCCUCUCCUCUGGGAUGCUUUUUCAAGGCAUUAUGGGAAGACAACCCCUGAAAGAGCUCAAUCUUUCAGAUUUUAUCCAUUCCUUAAAUCAGAUAAAGGAAUGAUGAUGACAGCAAUUCGUGUACGAACCAAAAUGGUCUUCUCUAGAAAGCAGUUGUGUAGUUGUUGAUUUUCCUUCCUGCUGAAGAGAAGCAGUGAAACAUUUAUUGGUAAUCAAGGUAGUAAUAUAUGAAGAGAAAGAUUCAACACUGAAGGUGAAGUUACUUUUUCAUUUUGUAACCUAUGAACAUGAAAACCAUUCAAGGAUCAGAAUGUACAUACAACACCAAAUAAUUCAGGUCACAACAUGGAGGCUUCCCUUCCCUUCCUGUAGGGCAACUGAAAUUCCAGAAGCUUAGCUGGGCUGCUUCGUAUCAUGGACUUGUUGUCCUUGUGGGUUGGUGUAUCAAUUCAGUUGUGCUUAAUGACCGCAGGAUCUGAGGAGAAAGCGUUGAGCCUUCUGAUGCAAACUCAACAUUUUUGGUUGGCUUUGUUUUCAUCUGUUUUCCUUUUCUUUGAUAUUUCCAUGAACUUAAAAAAUACUUAUAAUCUUUACAAGUGUGUGUGUGCGCACACGCGUGUGUGUAAGUGUGCAUGUGUUAAUUUAUUGAUUUCAGAGAUUUUUUUAAAAUCAAGCACUAGUAAACAGUCAUCUGCCUUCACAUGAUGGAGGGCUUUAACAUGCUCUAAAAGCAAUAAACCCUCAAUCAGCACAAAACGAGUCACCAUUUGAAUGUGACAGUGUCCAUCAAUGAGGACCAGCAGGUAAUCUGUCCAUCUGUCAUUGGAGACUUCCUAUAAGACAUGAAUCAGAUCCUUUGAUAGACAUUUUCUCAUGAAAGGGAAAGCAUCUGAUUAUAUCUCUUCUGGGUCCUGGAAUAUUUCUCCAGUACUUAUUUGAAGACAGCAAUUGAUGUAACUCAUUUGAUGCUAUUUUGUUUUCAGCUGAAGCUAUCAAGCCAUAGCAUAUUGUAAGUUGAAAGGUUGAAUUGUAUUGAUUUGACCAGGGAAUUUAUGCCAAUGAUAUUUUAGCAUCUGCUCUUAUUCUGCUGUCAUAUGCUUGCUCUUUCGGGCAAAAGAGAGAGUUAAUUGUAUGUUAGGCUUAAGAGGCUGGAAUCUAAAUAUGUAGCAGAAUGAAAUGGGAGAGCCCUGAGAUAGUGGAAUGGACAUUUCAGACUUACGGCAUGGCUAUCCUCCUUCUGUUUCACCACCUUAUUCUGUUGCAUGUGUAGAUACUGUUUGAAAACCAGAGGUGUAUAUUUUGCACUUAAAAGAACUUCAAACAGACAUGAAGCCCUUGUUAUACAUAGGAAAAGGAAAGGUAGUGCUGACAUCUUUGAGGAUAUGCUCUUCUACAAAUGAGCAAGGUAAAAGGGGAGUUAUUUUCUGUGUAACACAGGGAAAUUAUGAAAGUGUAAUUUUUGCAGGUGCUGCUCCCAUUCUCCAGCACUAAGACAACAAAUGAGGGUUCAUCUACUUGGCUUCAUUCUCCUUAGGACUACUAAAGGCGGAGUAACCUCACUCUGUCAGAACAAUGAUUUUAUUCUCCCUCCAUACUGGUCUUCCUUCGUGUAACCAUGCUGCACAUUUGCUCUUUAUUAUGCAAAACAUUCCUGGAUUCCUUUUGGUAAAAUAUUAUCUACAGGGAAUAAUCCUAGACAAAAUAACAUAGUCACCCUGGUUCAGCUCUGAGCACCUGCAUUGUACUCACUGCCAGCACUUAGAAAUGGGAAAGUGGUUCUAGUUAAAGCAGCUGAGACUAAAAGGAGCCUGCAUGUGCGAAUAGCAUCAUGGAAUUUUGGCCUGAGGCUGAUCCCUUUCCCUGUAGAGGCCUAAGUGUUGGUUUUUCCUAAGUACCACCUUUUGUCUAAAGAAGCUCUGUGCCAAAAUUCCCUCAAAUAUAAGCAACAUUCUGCCUUUAAUAAACCCUGGAGACGUAAAGAACGCAACCUUCAUUUAGGAAUCUUUUUUUUUUUUUUUUGGUAUAUUU